CAUUCUCGUUUACAAUAGAUGCAAUUUUAUUUUCAGAAAAUUGUGAAAAACGUAACUCCUUUUGUAGAAUUGGUUUUGAAUUUACAGUACGGUAUUCGAUUUUUCAAGAGUAUUUUCUUGCCUAUUUUACUGUAUACAAUCUUCUAUUUAAUCAAUCAUUUACACAACUCUUUUAAAAAAGAACCACAGGCUCAAGCCUAAAACUGUUUUAUUUCUUAUUUAUUUUCCGAUUCUUGAUUGUGAUUUUUUUGUUUGAUCAAUUGAUCUUUUAAAACUCUACACAGAGAAAGCAGGGCGUAAAACAUUCAGAUUUGCCAUUGUAGAAGAUACGGCAUACGGCUGUAGUUGAUUCACUUUAAGUUGUCAGCAUUGAUUUAAUGGGAAGCAUUGAUGUUAUUCAUGAGAAACCUCAGAAAUUUUGAAUGAAAUAUCUUCAUAAAUGGAAGGCAAUCAAUAUUUUUUAAACAAUUUAUCAAAUUUUGUAUUUAUACUUUUUACUAUGAUACUGUCCCUUUUGAAUAUGCUAUUUUUUGUUUUGACUGAUCUAUUUUUUAGUAUAGUUAAUUUAAAAAUUUAAAUGUUUUUAGAUUCUCUUCCUUGUUUUUUGAAUGAGCAUAACAAAUUAAUCAAGCUCCCCCUUCCUUGCACAGUUCCUACCUGCUUUCAAAGUUUUUACAAUCAUGUUUACUACGUUGCUAUAGUAACUAUACUGGCUUCUUGAAAUUAGAAAUUGCUAUCUGUUAUAUCAAAGACAAAAUUUCAUCAUGAUUAGCGAUAAAUUGGAGCCCGAUACAAGAGACUGCUGGAGUCCGAAGUACCGGAACGAUAGUCGUCCAUGGCUGAUAGCGCCCGCUUGCAACAAUGCGGCAUGCGGCGACGCUGGAGGCAUGCUGACAACCACCAACCGAGUGGUGUUCACACACAAGUGUCCCGAUGGCAUGCGGCCACAGAGGCAUGUGGGCAGACGGCGGCAGCUGAUGGAGGACCAACUCUGGCAUCAGGUCUCCCAACAGAUCAAGGCGGAGCUGGAGAGAUGCAGGGCUGACGAGGCGCUGGAGAAGUCCGAAUAUGCUAAACAGUUUGCUGCGAAUGAGUUCACUCCUAGCUCUGUGUGCGAUGAUGUCUUGCAGAUGAAAACCCAGUACCCCUUGUAUGAGAGUGUGGCCCAAAGUGUUUGGAUGGAGAAGAAGAAGGAUCUGUGCGGAAGGACCUGCACUUCACUCAACGAGCCCAAUGGCGUAUUUCAUAGAAGUUCUGCAUUUUCAAAGCCACUGCAUGAGAUUCUUGAUCUUCCAAAAGAAAGUUCCAUCGGUUACAAGUGAUUCAUGUGUUUCCAAAAUUUUAACUCUAAAAUUAAUGAGAAUUACCGGUAUUCAUAUAAGAAACAAGCUAAAUUGAUGUUUUCAAAUGAAUUGAGAGCAAAUUUGAUGUAGGCCUAUUUUUGCUUAUAUGAAAUCAUUGUUCUUGCACUUGGUGAUCGUACUUUUAUGUAAACUUGAAAAAAUCUUCAAGUUGGAUGAAUCGAUUAACCUGGUACUACUAAGAAAUUAUCCUUGAAUUGCAGAUUUUUUCGAUGUGACAUGAGAUAAACCUUGGUGAGGUCAUUGCAAUCUACUGUAAACUUGUAUUCCAUAUAUUUUUGAUUUUGAGCCUUUUUUAUCUCUACAGUAACCUUGGUUGUAUCUCUACAGUAACCAGCAUUGUAUUCAAUUGUAGUUAUUCCUAAAUCUUGAUAAAAGGUCAAAUACAUUUUUUACUCCAAUAU
This is a messenger RNA of Nilaparvata lugens (brown planthopper), 1765 nucleotides long. RefSeq lists its product as uncharacterized. The record is from RefSeq and is a predicted model, not a curated record. The transcript is spliced from 3 exons. NCBI's taxonomy places the organism in Eukaryota, Metazoa, Arthropoda, Insecta, Hemiptera, Delphacidae. Bases 765 to 1322 code for a protein of 185 amino acids.